AUGGCUCUAUUGUAUCAUCAAUGGUAUGAUACAGACAUUACGGCUGUUCCCGCAGCGGGAAGUCAUUUCCGUGAAGUGCGGCUCUCGUGGUCCUACACAGAUCCAAAGAGAAGAGAAACUCUUCUCGUUCUUCUUCUUGCCGCUCCCGCAGCUAUCACAGCAGAGACGAGUGAUGAUAAGAGUACAUUAUAUGCAUUAAAGAUAACACUAUUUAAAUCCGCAGAAACAGAAGGAAAAGGAGGAAUAGAGACAGGGAAUGAAAUCCCAACAACAACAACACCAAAAGAAGAAUUACAUAGUGCCGUAUUUGAAUUACACAAUUCACCGGAUGUUUCUGUUAUAAAAGGAACAAGUGGUCUUGUUUUUAUUUCUACACGGCAAUUCUUUUUCCUUUCUUCAUCUGAGGAAAAGGAAUUGGAUCGUUUUGUUUACAUUCAUGAAUUUGGAUGGGAACGACAACAACAAGUAAUACGACCAUUAAAAGAUAUAGAAUCUAUUCAACAUGUAUUUAUGGAGGAAAAGGGGGAUAUGGAUAAGCAACUUCUUCUUAUUACACGCAUUCCUUCUCCUCCCUUAUCAUCAGAGUUAUGUAAAAAUAAUAAUAAUAAUAAUAAUAAUAAUAAUAAGAAUAAUAAGAAUGUAAGUGUGGUGGAUAUAUUAGUGGUUGCAUCAAGGAAAGAGUGUAAAGGAAAAAACGCAACAUCCAAAGAUCGUUUGGUAUCAUUGGCAAACAAAAGUGGACUCUCAUUAGGAUUAUCGCAUGUAAAAGAAAAAAUAGCCACUACAGCCUCAUCCUUCACAUCAUUCUCAUCAGCAGCGAGAAAAGAAAAUGAAAAAGAAUCAUUAUAUACUUUUAUUCUCGCAGUUGUGCGGUGUAGUAUUGGGAGUACACGUAUUGCAACUGCGGAAUGGGAACUUAUGCAUCUUUUCGUUGAUCGUGCCGUACCAUUUCAACGUUAUGUUCAUGAUAUCAUUACACGUGGAUCCUCAUGGAUCCCUACUACUAGUAAUAGUAAUAAUAAUAAUAAUAAUAAUAAUAAUAAUAAUAAUAAAUCUACAGAUACGAUAGUAAAACCAAAUCAAUGCACAUGGUGUUUUCUACAAUACCCAGUGACGAUACCUGCAGAGAAGUCCAUACGACGUGGUGUAGUGAUCGCGUUAGUGCCACGAUGUAAUAAUGAUUACUUUACUGUUGUGUGUGGUGGUUUUGAUGUGGAGAGUCAAGUCUAUCGAUUGGGGUUUGUGAGUGGUGGAAAGACGGCAGGGUGUAGUGCUGGUAGUAAUAGUCCACAAGAGAUGAUGAUAGAGGAAAUGGAUAGUCCUGAGGAAACACUAUGGAGUCUUGCAGAGGAUACACAAACAGUACAGAUGUGUAUGUUGGGAAAACCAGUGGAGUGUUUAUGUGGAGAAGAGAAGGAAGUGUCAUUCGUAAACAGUGCAUCACAAGAUGCGGGUCCUCAUAUACAUGGAGGUAUGCAUUCUGUGAAGCAUACAAAUCCUGUUGGAAUGACUGGUAUUAGAGGGAGAAGUAAUAGUCAUCUCUAUACGCAUAGUAAUAGUGUUCAUAGUAAUAGUAGUUGGAUGCGGCAUACAGGAUUAGCCAUGGUACUUCGCUUUGUAGUGGAUUUCCUGGAUGAUGGUUUAACGAGUAUAGAUGGUAAUAAUUUAAUUGAUAAUAAUAAUAGUAGUAGUAAUAAUAAUAGUAAACAAAGACGUGAACAGGAAUUAUUAUUACCGCAGGGUCUUUAUAUUACUACUAUUCUUCCAACAGAGAAAAGUCGUCAUGGUCGUUUUCCACUUCCACAUUCUCUCUGUUGGUUAAAUACCAUUCCAUUACCAAUUGGUCAAGCCGCUACAAGUACAGUUCUCUUCACAGAGGGAGAGAAUAGUAAUGAACGUCCAUUGUUAAUGAAUAGGAGUUGUAGUCAUAAUAAGAAUGGAAUGUGUGUAGUAAAAAGAAGAGAAAUUGCAGAGGAAGAGACUACUUCCUGGUAUCAUGUACUGCCAACCUCAAUGAUAUCAACAUUUCCUGUUCGUAUGGGAGAAGAAGGGGCGGUUCGUUGUUUUGUGAGUGUAAAUGCUUUGCUAAAGAAAACUAGAUUAACCUUCACUGUUGAGAUGGGAGGAAUGAAUACAAUCCCAACAAGAACAACAAGAACAACUCCAAGAACAUCAACAAGAACAACUCCAAGAAUAUCACCAACAGCGACACCAAAAACAGCAGGAAUAACAGGAAAAAUAAGACAAAAAACAACAACUUUGGAUUCUUAUGUUCCAUCUAAAUUAUUGCGGGUUGCACACUUAAUGUAUGUUCGACCAACCAUAACUGGAAAUAGGAACCCUGUGCAUGAUACUAUAGAUAGUAAUGUUGACACCUCUGUAGAUGAUGAGAAUGGUAAUAAUAGUAAUAGUGAAGAAGAGGAAAUGAUGUUGGCUGUAUGCCUAGCGCGUGCAGUGGCAGCGAAAGAAAAUAAUAAUACAUUUGAUGAAAAUUCCCAACAAUCUCUUCUUACUGUUAAUCCUACUAUUACUAAUAAUACUAUUACUAAUACUAAUACUAAUAUUAUUAGUGAUAUUCCUAUAUAUGAUUUCCUGGAAGAUUGGGCUGCUGCGGAAACGGUGAUAUAUGAAGUCUGGCGUCAUGUUGCUAUGACUAAACACACUUCUACCACCAUGCGGUUCCUUGAUUAUUUAACAGAAUCCACAGAAGUAUUAGAAACACAGAAUAAUAACAAUAAUAAUAUUAUUACUACUUAUGUUAAUGAUGAUAAUGAUAUACUAUUACUAGCCAACUCCCUACGUCGUUUUCUUUUAGCCUUUUUAAUUGAACUCGAUUGGACCACACAGUGUGAUAACAGACUCCUUCGCUAUGUUGUUUUAUACAUGCUUGGGGCUGUGAAUGUAUAUACACAACUCCCACAAACACGAGAAGAUUCCAUGCGUGAUGGAAAUUCAUUUAUUCCACUCUUAACGCCUAAUGAAAGACGCGGUAUGUGUGUAUUACUUUCACACAGUAAAGCCUGGUCAUCUCUUGCCAUUGCCCUCUUUGCAUGGGUUAAUCAUUCAUCAUUAGAGAGAAAUGGAGAGACAUUGGUAUUAGAAGAUGUUGUCCAUGCAUGGGAGGAAAUGACUGUAGAUUACACAGAAAAGAAAAAGGAGGAAAUUACCUUUGAGUCUAUUUUGCAGCAGUUAUGUAGAUAUCAAGAUGCUGGGAAGUAUCAACAUGCCGUUGCGGCACUUGUGCGAGGAGGUGUAAACAUGCGAGGUAUUCUUUCACUUGUGGGAUGGAAAGGGAAUGAAAUACGUAUGAAUGCUUCUAUCAUUUUACUUCGAUUGUUCUUGGAAGUGUCAGCUGCAUGUGAGGAGACUAUUAACAUUACUAAUAAUACUAGUAUAAUGACUGCAGUAGAAAUUUAUCAACUUGUGGAAUCUACAAUAUGUAGACUUUUUCCAAAGAAAGAAGAUAUCCCGUAUGAACUACCAGAAUUAUUAUAUAAGUGGAAUUUUGGCUUUUUAGAAGGUUGGCCUCUUCAUACUAUAUACGGUGGUUUACCGUUCAUCUAUUUACUCUUUUAUAUUGCUAGUGUUGGUGAAAAGUCUAAUACCGAUUAUGAUAAUGAUAAUAACGUCCAUCUUAAUAAUAAUAAUAAUAAUAAUAAUAUUAUGAAGGCCGUACAUGUACUCUGUUGGCUCGCUGCAGAUACAGUCAAUCGCUCAGCAGAAGUAUUGAAUAUACUCUGCGAGGCAAAGAUACCAUUAAUGUCACUCUCUUUUACAGAAAAAACAAGAGAGACUUCUCAUGACUCCCAUACAGAUGUAUCCUCCGUCAGUGAUGGUAAUCAUAAUAAUAAUCAGAGAAGUAAUAAUAGUAAUAGUAAUAGUAAUAGUAAUAAUAAGGCUUCUUGUAGAGCUUUUCAUUACUUAUUGGCUUCUCCUACACUAUCUCUAUUAUCACAUGCUCUCACAUCCACCAUCAUUGACACUCAUCAUGUAAAUUAUGAUAAUAAGGAUAAAAAUAUUUUUAAUGCGAAGAACUUUAUUCUUCAGAUGUGGAAUCUUGUACUUGAAGGCGAUGAGUCCGCAGCAUUUAAUCCUAAUCUCCUUCGACAAUUAUAUACAUCACUUCAAUCUUAUAGUAAUAUUAUUCCACAGGGAAAUAGUCGUGAAACUCCAUUAUUAUUAAUGGAUUUCUUACGGCCUGUUUUCAUAUCAACUCUUCCACGAAUUCUCGCAGCGGUUGGUGAUAAACGAGAAACAGUUGGAAGUGCACUUGUAGCGAUUGCCGCAGCAACUCCAAUAACUACAUCCACAACAAUAUCAACAACAACAUCAAUAACAAUAAUAACAACUAGAGGAGGAUCAACAGGAAUUGUGCAAUUGUUAGAUCCUCCUUUAGAUGAGAGUGAGAGUCUUGAAAAGGUCUGGCGUACGAUCAUACAUGAAGUUAAACAAUUACUAUUACUAUACGCAGAUGAUAGUCUUGAAGUUCAAUGUCUUUCUUUGUUGUUUACAGCCUUUCGAGCCUGGUCUAAUGCCUUAUUAGAGUAUUCUAGUCAAGUGAGAGGUGGGUUUGGUCCAAUGAUAAUAGAGGAAGAAGAAGUAAUAUUUACAUUCUCUCCAGCAGAAAUGUAUUUUCUGGCUUUGCAGAUACUCUCAAAUGAGUCUGCUCGGUUUGUUGUGGCCACAGAACUCAUUCGUCGAAGUCUUCAACCACACUUAUUGCAACAACUAAAUAAUAUACUACCAGAAGAAGAAGAAAAAGAAGAAGAAUUAGAAGAAGGUGUGAAUAAGACUUCUACAGAUACCACUAUGAAUAUUGGUACUAGAGGAAGUGAUGAUGAUCAUCAUCAUAAUUAUUAUAAUAAUGAUGAUAUCAGUACUACUUCUACCAAGCGAGUAUUAUGGCGUGGUAGUAAGAUCUAUUUAAAUGAUAUUAUAGAAAGUAUGAGUCUUAUCUUUUCUGCCUUUGAAAAGACCGCACCACUUUAUGCACAUGCCUUACUUUUUCUUAUUUUAGAUGAGGCCGCUGCUCUUACACAGAUGAAUGAAAGAGAUACAGGCGUCGUGAUUGGAAUGCGAGGAGAGAGACGGUUUCCAUUGGAAGUUCGUCAAGAGAUGCUUCACUAUACACAAAGAGCCGCUAAUGCGGAGUGGAUGAAAUUACAUCGACAAGAAAAGAAAUUGAUUGCUUGUAUUUUAUCGGAUCGUUUAGAACUUCCAAAGGUAAAAGAUGUUGUGGAUGGGGCCUAUGUGGAGAGUGAAAUACAUUAUCAAACCCAACGAGUCUUUGAACGUGUACGGGAAACAAUGCAACAACGAGAAAUUAAUACAGUGUUAUUAAAUAGUUUAAGAAAAUCUUUCUCUCAUCAUACACAAACAGAGGGGAGCUUAGGAAGAAAAGAUGAUGAUAUUUCCUAUUCUUCUUCUUCUUCUUUACAUGCGGAAGAAAGAAUCUGUCCUUUCUCUACAAGUAUUAUGUUACUUGUACGAGAAGAGGCUUAUGUGCGACAACAUCUUCAACAACGUUUAUGGGCAAAAUAUAAUGAAUUCUUCAGCAAUAGUAAUAAUAAUAUGAAUAAUGAAUUUACGAUAGCGCUGGGAACAUUAUAUUUAGCCCUUCGUGAAGAGCAGCGAAGACGUGUAUUUGUUCGAUAUGUAUAUGAACAACAUGAUAUAAUAGCCACCUUUGUGUAUACUUUAUAUGUAGAUAUACGUGAAGCCUGCAAGAAUGGGGCUCGUCUCUUACUUCAAGACGCAUUAGAGGCUAUUCGUAAACGUAUACAUUAUCUAUUACUACAGGAACGAGAAUCCCGCACAGCUGUAGAGGCUCUUUAUUGGGCUCAACGUAGUGUAUUUAUCGAUAUGCAUCAACAGCAAUUGGCUUUAUUAGAGGCAGAAGAGCACUUGCGAGAACAAUACAUCACGGAGGAAGAUUUACAGCGGGAUGAAAUGUAUGAAAUGUUUGCGAGAGAAGAAUUAGAAGCCCAACGGCGAUGUGAGGAAAGAUUAGAAGAAGAGGCUUGGCGUUCAGAAGAGGCACUAUGGGCAGCCGAACAAGAAAAAGAAGAAAAAGAACAAGAAGAAGAAAAUGAUGAUGAACACACAAUGGUGGGUGGUGAGAAAGGGAAAUGUAUAGGAAAUAAACGUUCACGCACGAAUGCAUUUCUGCAAUGGCAGGAACGUCAAUUGGCCGCAGCAGCAGAGAAGGAACAGACAUUCACUACUACUACUAGUACUAGUACUAGUACUACAAACAUAACAACAAGAAAAGCUCUCAAGUCUACUAUAGUAGAGGAAGUAAAAGAAGAGAAAAAAGAAGAAGAAGAAGUGAAAAGAGAAGAUAUUUCACCAGCAGCACCUUCUCUAUCUAUUAAAGAAGUCUUUGCCCCACUUCUGCAAAGUGAAGAAACUCACCAGCGAACAGAUGAUGGAAGUAGUGGAUACCGUACACUAUUAGACUCCUCAGAUUCCCUCUUUAGUGCCUUCUCACGAUUACAAAAACAAAUUAUCUCUACUGUUGCCCCUCCCCCACCACCACACUCGCAGAGUGGUAAAAGUAAACAAACAACAAUGAUAAUGGAUCCACCUGUUUAUCAAUACAAAGAAAAAGAGGAAAAGGAAGAGAAGGAAACAGAAUAUGUAGAUCAACAAACACAUGCAUCUAGAGAAAUUCCACAUCCCAUUAUGGAGACGAAACUGGUGAGACCACAAACGAAAUCCGUCAAGGAUGAAUGGGAUGAGACAUUCGAGGCGGUCUCUUUUCCAUCCACACUGCGAGCACCUGAUGAAAGUCCUGCUGUGAACAGAGAAUUACCCACAGUUGCCCAAGAAGAAAAUGAUCAUCAUAAUAACAAAAACACUCAGAAGAUCCAACGCCUACGCCUGUCCUCAACAGCAGCAACAGCAGCAACGGGUAAACGUAAACCCCCGCGGAGACGUGGAUUGGGUGAAGUGGUAAACUUAGAUGCGGCACUGGUGGAGGAGAAAAGCACAGAACCGAUAAAACCACAACAACCACAACAACAAGAAGAAGAGAAGGAAAAAGAAGAAGAGAAGGAAAAAGAAGAAGAAAAGGAAAAAGAGCUUGAGAAGAAUAAUGAGAAAAAGAAUAACAUGAUUGAUCCCGCAUUGGAUAACACAGGUGUUGAAAGAGUGUUAAUUCCCACACAAGAAGUGAAGGAGGAUACUGUAAAGACUGAAGCCAUGAGUGUCAGAGAAGUGGCUUCUGUGAAAGAAGAAGAAGAAGAACAAAAACAAGAAGAGGAUAAUGAGUAUUCUAUGGCUGCUCCAGAGAUCCCAAUAGUACGAUCAAAGAAGAGAGAGGAAAAAGUCUCUCAGAGUGAAUUGUAUACAAUAAAAGCGGAGGAUAAUGGCAGUGAUAAUAACAAUACUGUUGCUAUGGAUUAUCCUAACAAUAAUGAUACUAAUAAUAAUAAUGAUACUAAUAAUAAUAAUAUAACGACGGAGAAGGUUGUGUUUGAGUUGUCUCCUGAACAAAUAAAGAUGUUGCAGGAUGAUGUGGAGGUGAGUCGAUUAGUUGUUUGUAAUGAAGAACGUUUAACACGUGCAUUUCUCGUUAGGCGUUUUCUUCUGGAGUUAUAG
This is a messenger RNA of Trypanosoma theileri, 7602 nucleotides long. RefSeq lists its product as uncharacterized. NCBI's taxonomy places the organism in Eukaryota, Euglenozoa, Kinetoplastea, Trypanosomatida, Trypanosomatidae. The coding region runs from base 1 to 7602 and encodes 2533 amino acids. The transcript has a single exon. The record is from RefSeq and is a predicted model, not a curated record.